This is a messenger RNA of Schistosoma guineensis, 534 nucleotides long. The record is from the annotation of a GenBank genome assembly. NCBI's taxonomy places the organism in Eukaryota, Metazoa, Platyhelminthes, Trematoda, Strigeidida, Schistosomatidae.
AUGAUACAUUUAUAUCCUAUUUUUACUACUACUACUACUACUACUACUACUACUACUACUACUACUACUACUACUACUACUACUACUACUACUACUACUACUACUACUACUACUACUACUACUACUACUACUACUACUACUACUACUACUACUACUACUACUACUACUACUACUACUACUACUACUACUACUACUACUACUACUACUACUACUACUACUACUACUACUACUACUACUACUACUACUACUACUACUACUACUACUACUACUACUACUACUACUACUACUACUACUACUACUACUACUACUACUACUACUACUACUACUACUACUACUACUACUACUACUACUACUACUACUACUACUACUACUACUACUACUACUACUACUACUACUACUACUACUACUACUACUACUACUACUACUACUACUACUACUACUACUACUACUACUACUACUACUACUACUACUAUUACUACUACUACUACUGUUGUUCUUAUUGUAGAUUUUCUUUUUUGGAACAUCUGUAUCUGA